This is a messenger RNA of Folsomia candida, 609 nucleotides long. RefSeq lists its product as uncharacterized. The transcript has 3 exons. NCBI's taxonomy places the organism in Eukaryota, Metazoa, Arthropoda, Collembola, Entomobryomorpha, Isotomidae. Bases 46 to 453 code for a protein of 135 amino acids. The record is from RefSeq and is a predicted model, not a curated record.
ACUGCGUUAACAAGACUAUUUAGUUAUUAAAUUUUAUUGUUCAAAAUGGGAACAUUUGUACUAAUUGAAAAAUCGUCAAUGAUUUGGCUGUUACUGGUCCUGUUAUCAUCAGUCCACCUAGUCUUAUCUAUCCCAAUAACUGAUCGAAACGUGGAGAAUGUUUUAACCGAAAAAUUUACAAGCCACACGUCCGAAUAUGGCCAAAGUCGAAUCGCAAAAUUAAAAUUAGUAACGCCAAGAAAAACUACUCGAACGGGACGUCAGAGCAAUUACCCCCUCAUGAUUUAUGGAGGAUGUUACCCACCCGGCCAGGCCGGCGGGUGGGGGUGGGGUUACCCUCCUUACAGCACAUUUCGAAAGCAAGAUGGACUGAUAGGUCAGGAUAACGUGUUUGACUUCACAUCCCUCUGUAAAGACCAGCCAGGUGGGUGCGAGCAAUGGGGUAGACCAUAGGGCGACCCAAUCCGAGGAAAUUCGAUCCGAUCAUGAUUUUAUCAUGACUAUUUUUAACUUGAUUCAUAGUAAGUUUACUCUGACAAUGCAAGUCUUUUACCUGUACAACUCAGAUCUGGUUGGGACCAAUUUUAUUUUGUUCAGCACAAAAAAUAA